AUGUCGGUUCAGAAAAACAAAAAUGAGAAACCAUUGGAUGAAGCUUUCAAUGCCGUUGCAAUGGCAAGCAACUUGGAAGCGCUAGAAUUUGGAAGAACGUGUCAAUCUUGUGCCGCCGGAAUAGCCGCCGGAAUUCUUGGCCUCACCGGAUUCUCAGGAUUCAUUUUGUACUUUGCUACUGUCGUUUUGCAGGGACUAAUUUGGAGUGCAAAAGCUUCAGGCGGUUGGCAUCAUUAUUUCCUGGAAAACAGCCAAUUCACAUGGUCGCAUGGAAACGGAUUGCUCACUUUUGUUCUUUUAUGGGUAUUCUUCUACGGCAUGGUCCAUGUAUAUUGA
Caenorhabditis bovis is the source of this 336-nucleotide messenger RNA. The record is from the annotation of a GenBank genome assembly. Lineage: Eukaryota; Metazoa; Nematoda; Chromadorea; Rhabditida; Rhabditidae.